GUCCUCCUGUGUUUUGUUGCUGUCACAUUAAUGGGGGUAUGAGGAGAGAGUCAAUCAUCAUGGCUGCUUCCUUGGUACGAUGGCUAAAAAGACUGUACGUUUUCUUGUUGAUAUGCCCCCUCUGUGUCCCGGCCUUCUUGAAUUUGGAGGAACUGAACGAGAUGAAAUAUGGGAUCCAAAUUCUUCCCGACCCUGUCAUCCUGGGGCAGACCAAGACAGAGGAGGUUAUGAUGGUGUCCAGUAAAUACAAGCAGCUGUAUGAGUGUCGACUUCCAGCUCAGGCUGUCCGUUUUCAUCAGGACCCUGCCUCCGAGCCGGACUCACAGGGUUACACUGGACCAGACAUCCCAGACCUGCUCAAUCCAAUGCACAAUGCCCCAUGUCUAGUGAAGACGAAGGACUGGUGGACAUAUGAGUUCUGUCAUGGUCAGCAUAUCAGACAGUACCACCUUGAAGACACAGAAAUCAAAGGGGACAUUCUGUUUCUUGGUUAUUAUGAGUCUGAAUUUGAUUGGAACAAUGAAACAGCAAAGGCCUCCAAACAGCACAGGCUGAAGCGCUACCACAGUCAGACCUAUGUAAAUGGAUCCAAAUGUGACUUAAAUGGAAAUCCCAGAGAGACAGAAGUCCGGUUUGUAUGUGAAGAGGGUUCAGGUGACUACAUCGCCAGAGUGGAUGAGCCUCAGUCGUGCCGCUAUGUGCUGACAAUUCACACCAGUCGCACCUGCCAGCAUCCAUUCCUGCGACCACCGUCCACUGCCAAGCCCCAGGGUAUCGUGUGCCAGCCAGCACUAAGUGCCCAACAGUACAUGGAUUACGUCAAGGCCCAAGUCUCGGACACAAAGCGAAAAGUAGAGCAGAUCUCAGAGGAGCUGAGGAGUCUUGAUGAGAUGUUGGCUGGUAAUGAAGGGGCAGAUGGAGCAGUGGAAGUAACAGCAGAAGAGAUAUCACCUGCACCCAGUGAUGACUCAGACAUCUCAGACAGAAAAGACACUACUGAUGUAUCCGAGGAUGCUGGGUCAGAAGAGGCAGAGGAGGAUUCUGAUUUCUGGGAGGGUGUAACGAAACCAGGGAGCUCAAAAACAACUGCUCCUCAACAGGAGGGUCAGGCAACAGAUGACGACUAUAACUCACUUACAGACAAUGAAGUCAUUGAUGAUGGUGAUGAAGUAGAAAAAUUCAACUUUAAAAUCAUCACUGACCCAGCGGACCUGAUGAAAUUUGUCCAGCACCUUAAAGAGAGUAACAGGAAGAAAGCACAAAACCAAGCCAAAAGUCAUGGAGAGAAACCAACAAGCGACGGGGAGACAGAGAAGCUUGGCCAGGAAGAGAAAUAUGAAGAUGAACGCCUGCUACAGGAGUUUGAGGAUGAAAUGGCCGACCUCUCUGUGCCGUCUGAUAAGAUUGAAGAAAUAAAAGAGGAGAUGCAGAAGGAGUUUGACAACAUCAUAAAUGAGGCCCAGCAGGAAUUGGAGACAGAGGGCCUGAAAGGAGAGUUUGAUCGCUCUCAAGCGACACAGACACUGGAGACGACACUGGACAAGCUACUCGACCAUCUGGAGGAGAAAGACGUCCAGGACCAAGAGCAGCAAAAAGCAGGAGUUCAAAGAGCCAGUGACCCGACCAGGGGCAGCCCCAGCCUGGCUCCAAAGCAGCCAGACCAAGCGGCUGACGACCAUGUUAAGAUCAAAAUUACUAAAUAUAAGACGGGCAGCAGCCCAGAUGGGGAGGUCAAAGUUCAGGAGAUGGGCGAAGGAGACCCCCAGUGGCAGCACAUAAAGGACGUGGUUAAAGAACAGCUAGAGAAAGCAGGACUGAAGGCCGAAGGUAAAAUUGAGGUGAAGAUCUUGACACGAAAGAAUGCAGAGGAGGCAGGUGAUCAGUGGCUGACAGAAGAAGAUACAAAGUCCUUCAGGGAGCUCCUCAUAAAUCUCCUGACCGGAGGCACAGAAGAAGUUUACAAGGAGCAGAAGAGGCAACAGGAGUUGGAAAACAACUAUAGGUUUGUGUGGGGAGAGUCCCAGGAGGAGUCCCAAUCAUCCAGCACCUCCGACUCAGAUGACGUGGACCUAUGAGCUUAUUCAGUACACUCAGUGCACCUUUUGUUGUGGUGAACUCCUGUGGAGACUGGCAGGGUGGGGGACUCAACUCACCUGUUUGCACAUUCAUAAAAUCUGUCCGUGUGUUUUGACUAGGCAAUAUGUGUCUUUAGUGGGCACCGUUUAUAUGUUGCACGAUGAAACAGCAACAUGUCAGCUGUGCUUGUGCGGCUAAAUGAAGUUAUGCAUUUUCCCCUUUUUGAUGGGAUUCAGUUUUGAUAGAUGGCUUGAAUAGCCGAGUGAUAUUGAAUAUCUACCUUUAUAGAAAUAUUUCAGUGAGUUUUACGGAAUACUUGCAGUUUAGUUCUGAAGUUGUCCGCAGCACACUGUGUCCAAUUACUACUGUCUUUGUCUUACAUGUUGCCAUUGACAAAGAAGUGACACAUCUUGGAGGGGAAGGGGUUAUGCAUGCCUCAACAGACUGAAUGGGUGUUUUCACAGGUUGAUUGUGUGUGAAAAUGAAAAACAAAGGACAAAUACUCAAGGGUUCAUGUUUCAGUUCCCACUGUCUUUCUGACACAAGGUGUUUGGUGGUAUCAGCAAACACAGAUGUAGAUUACAGAAGUGUUUGUAAACAUUCUGUGGCACUUUAUAUUUUUAGAAACUCUGGAUUUUAACAUUGCUUCUCCUCUUCGGUUUCCCUUGGGUUUGUCUUGUGCUAUUAAAGGGAUUCAAAAGAAAAACACUUAAAGGAGUGAAGAAAGAGAAAUCUUUUAAGUGUGUACUUUUGUUUCUGACAAGAACUUACCUAUAUUUAAUUUAGCAAAGGGGAACAAAGAGCGCUACACUGUCAAUCAUAUUCAGUCUAAUACAACACAAAUUAAUGAAUCCACACAAAACUUUUCUAAGGAUCCUUCAGAGGUGUACUUAAAAGGGCUGAAUUUGUACAGUUUGUGAAUAAUUGUGGCUACUUGGAAUUCAACGUGUACAUAAUUCUUGCGUGAAUAUGUUUUUGAAUUGAUUUGUUGUAUAUUAGCACAAACUUAAGUGGUACUUGAGCUGCCUGAAAAAAAAUAUAAAAAUUUGUCACAGUGCAAUCUUGAUAUAAUAUGAAACUGUGGGGCUGAGUCAUGCAUAAACUUUUUCAGACACAUAACUGAGGCAUUUGUUCCUGAAGAUGUCAGUGUGCUGUGGGUGUGUUUCUUUAAAUUUGUCUUUUCAAAAUAUAGAUGGUUCCCACCUUUUAAUGGCUGUCUGAUCUGGGGCCUGUGAUCACAAAGCAGGAUUAUCAAUUUAUCCAACUAUCUUUGGGCUUAACUCAGGUUUUCCAGUGUCAUCAAACUGGCUCAUUUUUAACCGCCUCUUUAAAAUGAGCUGGAUAGGAAACUCCAACUGAGCCUGUUGAUAAUCACAGUCAUUACACUGGUUAUCCAGGAUCACUGGUGCAACCAGUGAAGCCAGGUAACCCAAAGAGAGCCAGACUGUGUUUAAGCUCUAUCAUGCAGCCUGAAGGGGAAACACCUGUUUUAAGACAAGCACAGGUGUGCUGUAACACUUUGCAUCAGUCAUUCUGAUCUUUAUGUUUUAGCUGCACAAAUUACUGAUAAACCAUGACACCUUCCACUAGAGGCAGAAAAGACAAGAUUUGUUAAUUACUGUAUUCUUGAAUGGGGCUAUUUUACUUAAUUAGGAAUACCAUAUUGUCUUCAUAAUCUGGCAAAAGUCCAUUUGAGCUGCCUUGUAAAAAUAAGUCUUUGAGCACUCUGCUUUUUUUAAAAUAAAAAAAUACCAUAGGA
Molecule: messenger RNA, 3835 nt
Organism: Lates calcarifer (barramundi perch)
Lineage: Eukaryota; Metazoa; Chordata; Actinopteri; Centropomidae
Gene: os9
Product: OS9 endoplasmic reticulum lectin
Exons: 15
Coding region: 39-2075 (678 amino acids)
Biological process (GO): retrograde protein transport, ER to cytosol; endoplasmic reticulum unfolded protein response
Cellular component (GO): endoplasmic reticulum lumen
Source: RefSeq, a predicted model, not a curated record